AUGAUGAUUCCCCAGUAUUGGGACGUGCAGCUUGCGCGCUUCGUUCGUCAGGCCCUCGACCACUGGCCCGAGGUCAUUUACAUGCUGGUCUUCAUGUCGACCUGCGCUGCUGUAUGGGGCCUUGGUGGACGCAUCACUUCAACAAACGAAGACGAAGACAUCGACGCCGACUACCACAAAAUCGUGGGUGUGCUGCGCGAUGUGCUGUUCCUGGCUCAGCCCGUUGUGUACGCGCAAUUACCGCUGCGACUGAACGAAGCUGUCCGCCCGCGACGUGCCCAAGUGGUCUUUAUACUCAACCAACCAGCGGAGUACUAA
This is a messenger RNA of Phytophthora sojae, 318 nucleotides long. RefSeq lists its product as hypothetical. The record is from RefSeq and is a predicted model, not a curated record. Bases 1 to 318 code for a protein of 105 amino acids. The transcript has a single exon. Lineage: Eukaryota; Oomycota; Peronosporomycetes; Peronosporales; Peronosporaceae.